AAUACUAGCAAUAGUAAUCACAGACAAAAUAACCAUACGCAAAAUGGCCAAACAAUUGAUCGUACUGUUCGCUCUGGUAGCCAUUGCCUCGGCUGGCAUGAAAAUAGGCAAUGGUGGAUUGGACUUGCUCAAAUUCUCCGAGGGCUGGAGAGCUGACUAUUACAUCGACCAGAUUGGCUUGAAAACGAUCGGCUACGGACACGCAUGCGUGUGGCAUAACAACUGCAACGAUAUCGGGAAAACACCGCUCACUCAACAACAAGGUGUGGAUCUAUUGAAAAAGGAUCUGGUUGAAUAUGAAAACUGUGUUAACAACGCUGUGUCCGGACUCAACCAAAACCAAUUCGAUGCCUGCGUGGACUUUACGUUCAACAUGGGCUGCCAGGCUUUCCAAACCUCAGACAUAUUGAAAAACAUCAAGGCCAAAAACUGGCAAGGUGCCGCAAAUGCCUUCUCUAAAUACAAUGUGGCCGCGGGUCAAGUGAUUGAAGGACUGACUGUCCGACGAGCGAACGAUAAGAAAUUGUUUCUCAAGAAAUAGUUUUAGUUUUCAUAUACUUUCAGCCAAUUAUAACCCACUUUUUUAUUCAAUAUAAU
Molecule: messenger RNA, 597 nt
Organism: Medioppia subpectinata
Lineage: Eukaryota; Metazoa; Arthropoda; Arachnida; Sarcoptiformes; Oppiidae
Source: the annotation of a GenBank genome assembly